This is a messenger RNA of Suillus plorans, 760 nucleotides long. RefSeq lists its product as uncharacterized. The coding region runs from base 190 to 753 and encodes 187 amino acids. The record is from RefSeq and is a predicted model, not a curated record. NCBI's taxonomy places the organism in Eukaryota, Fungi, Basidiomycota, Agaricomycetes, Boletales, Suillaceae. The transcript has 2 exons.
ACCUUCAAAGCUUCACUAGCACUCCCGAGCCCCGCACUGCACCGUACACGAUAGCGAAGUACUUGACGUCGCUUUAUCGCUCACUAGCACUCCGCAUAUGCCCUUUUUUGGUAAUUUGAAAUUUAGCACAGGUUCACGCCACAAUAUGCUCACUGCCCAGUGCCCACUAGUGCACUAGUCGACGUCUAGAUGUACAAUGGGAUGCGACCUCUGUAUGCUCGUCGCAACGAACGGUCCUUGUGUAACCAACAGUCGUCACCAAGGCUGACUAGGUUGACACACGGUAUUUUAUAUGCCAAUAUUGCUUUGGUCUGCCUCCACCCUGCAAUUGUCGGAGACAGACGUCGGGAUCCGGUAAGCUGUCUCGGAAAUAUAUUGUUUCAAUCCCUUCAUCGAGUCUCGUGUUUAUGGUUGUUGUACCUUUACGGUCUGCUACCAUUUGUAUCAAGGACCAGCUGUUCCCGAUUAUUGGACCACCCGCAGUUGGUGAGCUUUGGCUUAGGCCGUCAGACUCCACGAGGCGCAUCAUUACUCCAAGAAUUAGGUUUUGCUGAUAGACGCCAGAUAUCGACAGGUCUCACGGUGCGUUGCACGUGCAUCAAAGACACUUUGCCAGUCUCAAAGUUUCCUAGUGACCCAAUUACGCAUUAUGACGCCGCCGUUCAACGGAGGGAAAUUACGUUCAUUGUGUCACGAUCGCUUCAUAACGCGCACCGCUUUAUGGACCAUGUCGAAGCGAUGAGCAGUAUAUAAUACGCAG